Molecule: messenger RNA, 1392 nt
Organism: Raphanus sativus (radish)
Lineage: Eukaryota; Viridiplantae; Streptophyta; Magnoliopsida; Brassicales; Brassicaceae
Product: non-specific phospholipase C6
Exons: 2
Coding region: 204-1277 (357 amino acids)
Biological process (GO): phospholipid catabolic process
Molecular function (GO): hydrolase activity, acting on ester bonds
Source: RefSeq, a predicted model, not a curated record
CCACACUUCAAAUCUUCUUACUCUACUCUUUUUACGUCUUUGAUUCUCUUCUAUCCUCUAUCUUCUUUUUUUUACUGUGUUUCAAAGAGACUAUUAUCUCUUCACUGUCUUCUUUAUGUUCUGUCUGAAACCAAACCAAGGCAAAACAAAACCACAGAAUCAAGUCCUCUUUCUCAGAUAUUCCGGAGAAAACUAAUCCACUCAUGAAGCUAUCAGCUUCAAGAUUUUCCUCCACUUUCUCACACUUUCUCGCACUCUGCUGUCUUCUCACACUAUCCCAUGUAGCUCAAGGAUCCCAUCAAUGGCAAUCACCAAUCAAAACCGUCGUCGUUCUGGUCAUGGAGAAUCGAUCCUUCGAUCACCUCCUAGGCUGGAUGAAGAAAUCGGUUAACCCUUCCAUAAACGGUGUAACGGGUCAAGAAUGUAACCCGGUUCCGAAUUCUACACAAACCAUAUGUUUCACUAGCGACGCUGAGUUUGUGGAUCCGGAUCCGGGUCAUUCGUUCGAAGCUGUGGAGCAACAGGUAUUCGGGUCGGGUCAGAUCCCGUCCAUGAUGGGUUUCGUCGAGCAAGCGCUUUCGAUGCCGGGAAAUUUGUCGGAAACCGUCAUGAAAGGCUUCCGGCCUGAAGCUGUACCGGUUUAUUCCGAGCUGGUUAAAGAAUUCGCUGUGUUCGACCGGUGGUUUUCUUCUAUUCCUGGUCCGACUCAACCGAACCGGCUGUUUGUCUAUUCGGCUACCUCACAUGGUUCAACAAGCCAUGUCAAGCAACAGCUUGCUCAAGGGUUUCCACAAGAAACAAUAUUCGAUUCACUCCACAACGACGACAUUGAUUUCGGAAUAUACUUCCAGAAUAUUCCGACCACAUUAUUCUACCGUAAUCUCCGACAGCUAAAAUACAUAUUUAAACUGCAUCAGUACGAUCUGAAAUUCAAGAAGGACGCAGCAAAAGGAAACUUACCGAGCUUAACCGUCAUAGAACCGAGGUAUUUCGAUCUCAAGGGCUUACCGGCUAACGACGAUCACCCAUCUCACGACGUAGCUAACGGCCAAAAGCUGGUUAAAGAAGUAUACGAGACACUUAGGUCGAGUCCACAGUGGAAUGAGACGCUCCUAGUAAUAACCUAUGAUGAGCAUGGUGGGUUUUAUGAUCAUGUGAAGACUCCUUAUGUCGGUAUACCGAACCCGGAUGGGAAUACCGGACUAUUAGAGCUAGUGAAGCUCAAGCUUAAGCUCGAUGAAGAUGGUGACGAGAGGAAGAAGAAGAGAGUCAGUUAGAGAUUUAAAAUUGUAUAUUUGACUUAAUGAAAAAUGUAACAGUAUACAAUCUGUUUUAUAUGUACAUUGAGAACCGGUUUAAUCAUAUAUACAGAAUCCGGUUUAAUAACUCUAA